AUGGAAAGCGGAAUGGAGGAGGAAAUGGAGGUGGAGUUGUUUUACUAUGAGGCUCGGGAAGUGGAUCCUGACUACGAGUUCGAUGCGCCGAUGUUCUUCGAUUUCAGCCGGGAGGAGACCUUCGCGGAGGCGCUGCUGGCCGAGCGGUGGUUCGGCGCGGCGUCUAGUUACCCUCCGUCUCCAUUUGUGGCAAAGUUGGUGCUGAGAGAGGAAAUCAUGUUGCAGAACAUUAAUACAUCUCCAAAACCUAAAGGUGCUGAAUAUAUGACCACCUCGCUCAAUGAUGAAGACGGUGGUGCUCUGGGCCCGGAAAGUGCAGCGGUGGGGGAUGACCAUAAAGGAUUCAUAUUUUACAAUCAUAUAUUGAGUGAUAAAUUCAAAGCCAAGGAGAAUCCGUUGAAGCCUAAAUCUCGAGGUUGCUCAACUUUGAUGAGACCAACAGCCAGUCUGUUGGCUAAGCAAAUACGAGCACCACAUGUUGGCGGUUCAAGGUUUCAAAUGGCUCUAGAUCAGAAAGGAAAAAGCAUACCUAACUCUUCCAUGGUCGAAAAUCAGGCUGCCAAACGGCAGAAGUUAGAGGGAGGUCAUCUGCGUAAGGUUGGUGAUGCAAAUCCCCAGACUGAUUUCCUCCAUAAAGCACCUGCUAAGCUGAGGAUAACCAUUCCAAGAGAGCCGGACUUUGAGACAGCACAUAGAGCACACAGAACAAGGCCUAUGAUUACAUCAGAAUUUGAACAUACAACAGUUGCUGUUCGAAGAUUCAAAGCACGCCCGUUGAACCGCAAAAUUCUUGAGGCCCCGUCGUUACCUAUCCCAAAGAAAAGCACUCCAAGGUUGCCUGAGUUUCACGAAUUUCACUUGAAAACAUCAGAAAGGGCCAAGCAGCAUACUUCUGCAGUUUCAUCUUCCUCACUUCAGUGCUCCGGUUCUAAUCAGGGCAUGGACAAGCAGGCUACAUUCUCUGUUGCAGAAAUGGGAAGGAGAGAAUCCCGAAGACCUAGUACCCUCAAUGCUGCAAAGCAGGAUGGACAAACUGCAGCACACAUAUUCAAAGCUCGCCCACUCAAUAAAAAGAUUCUUUCAAGCAAAGGAGACAUAGGUGUUUUUCGAAACAGCAAGCGGCAAACCACAGUGCCCAUGGAGUUUAAUCUCCAUACAGACAAGAGACCUCAUCAUAAUCCUCCGACAGACCUAUUUAGCAAGCUGUCAUUAAAAUCUGAAACCCAGCCAUGGGUGGAACCUCCGUCCCAGUUUACUCGAUCAAACCCUUCAGCUCAAGAGGUUUCUCUACUUAAGGGCUCAAAAGAGAAUCAGUUGAAUCAUCAGACAGACCACAAGAUGCAGCACGUACCGAAAGGAAGGCCAUCUGGUGGCUUUGGUGGAAAGCAGAUUCGCCCAGGAAGCAAUGGAUGCAACAGUGAUGUCGGGAACCAGUACGGCGUGAGGUAUGCAGCCGAGAAAAAGGAACUUGGGCAUCCGGUGAGAAGAGUAGCUGAGGCCUGA
Messenger RNA from Linum trigynum, 1503 nucleotides. Lineage: Eukaryota; Viridiplantae; Streptophyta; Magnoliopsida; Malpighiales; Linaceae. The record is from the annotation of a GenBank genome assembly.